UAUAGCUCGUAUUCAUUGAUAACAUUAAAACUAAUUUUUUUACUAUUGAUAAAUAAUAAUAAUUUUAAAAAUACAACGAAUAUUAAUGUCUUAAUAUUUUACUAUUUUACUCUUAAGAUGGAUUCAUUUGAUAUUUUUAAGAAAUUAUCAGUUGGAGCUAAAUUUAAAAAAACCCAACCAAGUGUAACUCCAAUCGAGAACGAAAAAUCUAAAAUAAAACAAACCAAAAUUAAUACUGUAGGUAAUCAUGUCCCUUCUGCUUUGUCAACAUUUGCUGAAAUGAAAGCAACAUAUUCUUUAAAUCCUACGUUAUUGGAAAAUAUAAUAAAAUCCGGCUAUACAGCACCAACUGCAAUCCAAACUCAAGCUAUCCCUAUUAUGUUACAAAAUAGACAAUUGUUUGCUUGUGCACCAACUGGAUCAGGUAAAACUGCUGCUUUUUUAAUUCCAAUUAUACAUCAUUUGAAAAAACCAAUGAAUAAAGGAAUUAGAGCUUUAAUAGUUAGUCCUACAAGAGAACUAGCAAAACAAACUCAUAGAGAAUGCAGUAGAUUAUGUGAAGGUAUUGGGUUAAGAUCUCAUACAUUUACAAAAAUGAAUAAAGAUAAAGAAAAAUUUAAUCCAAAAUCUACAAAAAAAUUUGAUAUUUUAAUAGCAACUCCCAACCGUCUAGUUUUUUUAUUGCAACAAGAACCACCUGCUGUUGAACUCCAAAAUGUCGAAUGGUUAAUCAUAGAUGAAUCAGAUAAAUUAUUUGAAACUGGUGUUCGGGGAUUUAGAGAUCAGUUAGCAACUAUCUAUAAAGCAUGUGGUCCAGAAACUAAACGUUGCAUGUUCAGUGCAACAUAUACUGUUGAAGUUGCUAAAUGGUCAAAAAAAAAUCUUGAUGGAUUAAUAUCAGUUUCUGUUGGCAAUAGAAAUACAACAGCUAUCACAGUUGAACAGGAUUUAAUAUUUGUUGGAAAUGAAGAAGGAAAACUAAUUGCUAUGAGAGAUUUAAUAAAAAAAGGUUUAUCACCACCAGUUUUAAUAUUCUUACAAUCAAAAGAACGAGCUAAAGAAUUAUUUAAUGAAUUGAUAUAUGAUGGCAUAAAUGUAGAUGUGAUUCAUGCUGAUCGAACUCAACAACAACGUGAUAAUACUGUGAAAGCUUUUCGAGAAGGAAAAAUUUGGGUUUUAAUUUGUACUGAAUUGAUGGGCCGAGGUAUAGAUUUCAAGGGUGUCAAUUUAGUUAUCAAUUAUGACUUUCCAUCUUCAGCAAUUUCUUAUAUUCACAGAAUUGGACGAACAGGUCGAGCUGGACGUCCUGGCAAAGCUGUAACUUUUUUUACUAAUGAUGACAAACCUAUGUUAAGAAGCAUUGCUACUGUUAUGAAAGAUUCUGGGUGUUCUGUACCUGAUUAUAUGAUAGAAAUGAAAAAAUUACACAAAAAUGUCAGAAGAAAGCUGGAAAAAAAGUAUGUUACAAGAGAUGAAAUAAGAGUUAAGCCUCAUAGAUACAUCAAGACUUCAAUUAAAGACAAAUCUGCAUCAAAUUCUCAUGUAAAACCUAUGAAAGAAAAUGACAGCAUUAAGAAAACAAAAAACAAACAAUUUAAUAAAAAUAAUAUAGUUUCUAAUGAUGCGAAAAAUAAGAAAAGAAAAUUAGACAGUUCAGACAAGAAUAAUACUAAUAAAAAACCAAAAUGUUAAUUAGUUCUUAUUAUAAUAUAUUUUAUACUAAAUGUAACAAGAA
This is a messenger RNA of Daktulosphaira vitifoliae (grape phylloxera), 1735 nucleotides long. RefSeq names its product probable ATP-dependent RNA helicase DDX52 (gene ais). Gene Ontology annotation, biological process: maturation of SSU-rRNA. Gene Ontology annotation, molecular function: ATP binding; RNA helicase activity; nucleic acid binding. The transcript is spliced from 11 exons. Lineage: Eukaryota; Metazoa; Arthropoda; Insecta; Hemiptera; Phylloxeridae. The coding region runs from base 118 to 1692 and encodes 524 amino acids. The record is from RefSeq and is a predicted model, not a curated record.